Messenger RNA from Eublepharis macularius, 3572 nucleotides. RefSeq names its product coiled-coil domain containing 149 (gene CCDC149). The record is from RefSeq and is a predicted model, not a curated record. Lineage: Eukaryota; Metazoa; Chordata; Lepidosauria; Squamata; Eublepharidae. The transcript has 12 exons. Bases 49 to 1749 code for a protein of 566 amino acids.
AGGAGAGCCCAGCCAAGCGGGAAGCGAGGCCGGCCGGGGCUGCGCGCCAUGAACGCCAAGCGCACCGAGAGCGACUGGCAGGGGCUGGUCAGCGAGUACCUGAUCUGUAAAAGGAAACUGGAAAGUAAGAAGGAAGCAUUGCUAAUCCUUUCCAAGGAACUGGACACAUGUCAGCAGGAAAGGGACCAAUACAAACUGAUGGCGAAUCAACUGCGGGAAAAGCACCAAUCACUGAAAAAGAAGUACCGGGAACUGAUUGAUGGGGACCCAUCUCUUCCUCCUGAAAAAAGGAAACAGGCCAAUCUUGCUCAACUUCUAAGUGAAUCUCGGGAUCAAAAUAAGCGUCUGGCAGAAGAAAUCAAAGAACUUCAGCAGAGGCUGGGAGAAGUACAAGGGGACAAUAAGCUCCUGAGAAUGACAAUAGCCAAACAACGGCUUGGAGAUGAGGAAGUUGGGGCCCGUCAUUUUGCACCGCAUGAGCGUGAAGAUCUCGUCCAGCAGCUAGAGAAAGCGCGGGAACAGAUUGAGAGUCUGCAACAUGACCUUCAAGCAGCCCUGGACGAGCUUCAGGAUGUAAAAGAAGAGCGUUCUUUUUAUCAAGAGAAAUCUGACAGAUUAAACCAGGAGCUGAACCAUGUUCUAGGGGGACACAUCAACCGCAUUAUUGAUGUUGAUGCUCUCUGUAUGGAGAACAGAUACCUUCAUGAACGAUUAAAGCAAAUUCAAGAAGAGGUCAACCUUCUAAAAUCAAACAUUGUGAAGUAUAAGAAUGCUUUAGAGAGACGGAAAAAUUCCAAGACUAAUAGUAAGUCAAAUAGCAGUGCGCUAACAGGAAUCCUUUCUGCAAAGCAAGUGCAAGAGCUGUUAUCAGAUCAUGGAUGUAGCCUGCCAGCCACACCACAGUCCAUUUCUGAUCUUAAGUCUUUGGCUACUGCAUUGCUGGAGACAAUCCACGAGAAGAACAUGGUCAUUCAGCAUCAAAGGCAAACCAACAAAAUUCUAGGUAAUCGUGUAGCAGAAUUGGAAAAAAAGCUGAGAACCUUAGAAGUCUCUGGUUUGUGGAGUCUUCCAGGUGGCAAGGAUACUAUCACAUUCAGUGACCCUGGUCUUCCUGUUAUCCAAAGGUCUCUGUCACCGUUAUUAACUUUCACCGAUAAGCCACAAGAGGAGACAGAAGGCGGACAAGCAUGGGAACUGAAGGAAACAUAUGCUGUUAAGACAGAUUUGAUGUUGCCAAAGAAAACAGCCACUGUUUCUGAUGAACUGCGCACCCACCAAGACAACUGCAACAAAUCCAGUCAUUUUCAUCGGUCAUUACCCCAGUUUCCUUCUGACGAAGACAACACAAAUAGGAUUGGGAAUGAAGUCAUUAAGCUGACAGAAGUACAGGCAGCUGUGGAGCUGGAAGAGACCAGAACAGAAUGCCGGCUGGAGAGCCAGGCAGCAGGUCCGCCAGAGCUCAGUGGCUUCUCUGAAGGAGAGUCCCCCUCAUCCAGCCCCCACCUCUCUGACUCCACAGAGCCUGGCAAUGCAGAUGAAAAUCAGUCCCGGGGAGAAGAGGACUGUGAUACCUCAGGCAGCGACGCUGAGGACAUAAGCCCCGCAAAGGACCAAAAUGGGUACAGUUCGGACACUGGGAAGGACAGAGAGUCCGAAGAACUCACUCUUCCGAAUCCAAGUCUAAGUUACAUCCCAGGUGAUUCCCCUGGGGCUGUGGGAGAGACCCCACUUGGCCAGGACUCCUUAUGAAUUGUGCUGCGGAAGGCAUGUAUUCCCCUAGUCCUCAAGGGGACCCCUAGUCCACCUAAAUCAAUAUCAAAACGGAGCAGGAACGCAAUGAUGGCUUUCAAAAAUUCCAGCCUCUACUAUGUGCCAUGAUUAACAUUACUAGUUGGAGCGAUAUAAUGGAGCAUAAUGAGAUUUGGCACCGCAUUCUGUUUUAUCAUGGCAGUUAUAUCUCCAUCUCUUUAGUAUAUAUAUAUAUAUAUAUAUAGCCAUGAGGAAGAGGGGGGGAAAGUAUUUAGCAUUUGGCUAAGAUAAGGAAUCAGAAAGGAUGCCGUUUAAAAGCUCUGAUCAGGAAAAGUCUUGUUUCUGUAUAUUUCCUCAAAUUUACAUAGAGUAACACAAAACUAAAAGGUGUCUUGAUAUAAAGGAUGAUAUAAAGGAUGCUUCAUGCGCAUGUUGUCUCGCCACAUGUCAAAGUCUAGACUUCCAAAGGCUUGGUUUUGCUCUCGAACAAGUUUUUUUUUUCCAGAAUAACUACAGAGGUACAAAAGUCAUGUGACAGGGAUCUGUGUGUGUGUGCUGAUUUUCUCCAGUUGUGGGUAAGGUCUCCCUUAUCCGUGUGUCUGUGUGUGCGUGCGUGCGUGUGUCCCUUUUCCUGCCCUGUCCCCAACCAAAACUGUCUUUUCCCUCUGUCGGCUGCAUAACUGCUGUCCUGGCAGCUUCAUAUCUUGGCUUUCCUAUGGCUGUUGGUUCCUCAAGCCUUGGCUCACGUUUUGCAUGGUAUCAAAUAGCGGCCAUGCAUUCUAUGAGUGGACUGGCUCCUCCAUUGUGAAAUAGCCUCUUUAGAACAUGAAGAAGGAAGAGUUUGAGGCUUUCGUAUACUCUGUUUUCCUUUGGGCAAUAUUAAGCGUACACUGGUGAAGAGGGAAAAUAAACGUCCCUUUUCCUUUUCGGAGCCUUGUUGAUAGUAGCUGAAGUGAACCUCUUUGAUACGCAUUUUCCCCUUUUAAAACCCUUCCCACAGUGGCAAUCAAUUGCUGUCCAUGUGGGAAAGCAUCUGGAGGCCUCCUGGGCCGGCCAAGUGAAUGAUUGUGCAGCCUUUGUGAUGCUUUGUGAUGCUCAGUCUUCAUGAUGCUGAAGCGGUGCUUGCUUGUUCCUGGUAGGACAAUGGCUGCAGAAUAUUUGCGGCUGUUAUUUUGCAGCUGUUGAACUAAAAGGGAGAGCUGCUUUCUGGGAUUUCCCCCCCCCCCAAAACGGGAAACAAUCUCAGCAGCUGUGGAGCUGGCCUGGGCCUCCAGCCAUAGAGGCAAUUUUCCUGCUGGCUUGGGAACCUAAUUGCCUGUAAAUGUUCAUUUCUCACUCCUAGAACUUAAAACCAAUUGAAGAGAGGAUUAAUCCAAAUUUAACAAUGCCGCUUACAAGAAGUGGGAAAUCCUUCUUGUAUUGAGCCCUUAUUUGACAAAAUAAAUACCUACCAGCUGCACAUUAUUAUGAUCAGCUUGUCAGAAACUCCAAAAGGGCUGGGUUCUCAUUGGAAAUAGUGGCAGACCCAACUCUGUCAGCCAGCCUGGCUAGAUAGCAGGUGUUGCUAAGAUCAAAAUACUAACUGAACAAGCAAAUUGGCUGAGUCUUCUGGUAAGACACUUGUUCUUUAAGGAGGUGUAAAAUAGGCUCAUCGAUGGUCUUCAGUGUAGCCCCUCAGUAGCCCAAAAGCUAAGAAAAACCUGUCCUGAGCAGCCGGCUCGUGCAAGUGCAGUCCCUAGGUGAAUAACAGUGGAAAAGAGCAAGAGUCCAGGAGCACCUAUAAGACUAACAAAAAUAGUGGUAGGGUGUGGGCUUUUGUGAGU